UUACUAAUAUCAAUGUUUGUAAAGAGAGAACUCGAAGUAUAUUAAAUCCAAAUUCUAAUAAUAAGCUUUGUUUCUGAAUUCAUUACUGAAAAUAUUUAAGUUUUUUACGAAUCUCCAUAUAAGAUGAAUCAAAAAUACUUCCUGUAAUUAUCAUCGCAACUCCUCGUUAAGCAAAGCACUAUUUGUGUAUGUUAUUUAGUUACUGAAAAAUAAGUAGCCUGAAGAAUAUCUAAUUACUGGCAAUUUUUUUUCGUGAGAUAUAAUAUUAUUUUGAUCAUGGCUGAUCAAACCUCGAUGUUGGCCAUUGUGAUCUUGGCUGUAGGUAUUUCAGUUCAUUUCUCUUUACAUAAAGUUGAGGAGGGCCAUGUUGGGGUUUAUUAUCGAGGUGGUGCUUUAUUGCCAGUCACAAGUCAGCCAGGCUUUCAUAUGAUGAUUCCUCUUUUAACAACCUUUAAACCUAUACAGACUACGUUGCAAACAGAUGAAGUAAAAAAUGUUCCCUGUGGCACAAGUGGUGGAGUUAUGAUCUAUUUCGAAAGAAUUGAAGUUGUAAACAAACUGGACUCGAAUAGUGUAUUUGAUGUAGUGAGGAACUUCACAGCUGAUUAUGACAAGACACUUAUAUUCAACAAAGUGCAUCAUGAAUUGAAUCAGUUUUGUAGUGCGCACACCUUGCAUGAAGUAUAUAUCGCUCUCUUUGACCAGAUUGAUGAAAAUCUCAGUACGGCCCUGCAAAAUGAUUUAAAUGAAUUGGCUCCUGGACUUCAUGUCAAAGGUGUAAGGGUUACAAAACCUAAAAUACCAGAAGCUAUAAGGAAAAACUAUGAACUUAUGGAGGCUGAAAAAUCAAAGUAUCUUAUAGCGGAACAGCAUCAAAAGGUUGUAGAAAAGGAAGCGGAGACAGCACGUCGGAAAGCCGUUAUUGAAGCUGAAAAAGAAGCUCAUGUUGCCAAAAUACAGUACGAACAGAAAAUCAUGGAGAAAGAAUCAUUACAGAAGAUCGAGCUUAUCGAGGACAGCAUUCAUAGAGCCAAACAACAAACAAAGGCAGAGGCAGAAUAUUAUCAUCUGAAGAAACAGGCGGAAGCCAAUAAACUAUUAUUGACAAAGGAAUACUUAGAACUUAAGAAAUAUGAAGCUCUCGCUUUAAAUAAUAAAAUCUAUUUUGGCAAUGACAUCCCCAAUAUGUUCUUGCAAGCCAAUGUAGGAGAGAGUGCAUCUACCGCACCUAAAAAUAUCAAAGUUGAAUGAGUAUUAAUAACUCUACCAAUAUAUGAACUAGUCAUACAAUAAAGGUCUUAGAAAUUGUCUACAGAUUUAGUUGAAGUGAACUAAAUAUUUUUUAAUAGUUUGUGAUAUUAAUUUCUCUGAAUUCGGUCUAAUAAUAAUAAGCAUAAUCUAAUGUAAAUGUUAUUGAUCAUUUUUAAUAUAUUUUUCUGUAAAUAAAGUGGGCAUACUAUUUUAUGGACAUUCUAUAAGUACACUGUUUACCAAAAAGUGUUCAAGGGAUAUAUAGUGUAAUUGUUCUAAGGUUAAGGCAAAACUUGUAAACUUUUUCCAUAAAAUAAAAAACUAUAUAUGAAAUAAAA
This is a messenger RNA of Danaus plexippus (monarch butterfly), 1589 nucleotides long. RefSeq names its product erlin-2-like. Gene Ontology annotation, biological process: SREBP signaling pathway. The transcript has 6 exons. Gene Ontology annotation, cellular component: endoplasmic reticulum membrane; endoplasmic reticulum. The record is from RefSeq and is a predicted model, not a curated record. NCBI's taxonomy places the organism in Eukaryota, Metazoa, Arthropoda, Insecta, Lepidoptera, Nymphalidae. Bases 277 to 1251 code for a protein of 324 amino acids. Gene Ontology annotation, molecular function: cholesterol binding; ubiquitin protein ligase binding.